GGGAGGUGGGAGUCAGAAGCAACCAAUUCAGUUAAGUCAAAGAAGCCAGACAAAGCUCUAUGCCAUUCAAGGGCAGGAGUAAGUGGGAAUUCUCCCAAAGUGGGGCAGUGAGGAUCAGAUGUGGGAGAAUUUGCUUCUCUGAGAAGGAGGGGCCAAGAGUGGGCUGAGGUCGUGGAUGGUGUCCAGCAGAAAAGAGAAGCACAAAGUGCUCUUCCAUCCAUGAUGUGCCUGCCCAGUUUUAGGGAAAGUCUCCCACAAAGACUAGGGGAAAAAAUACAAGGCUAAGGAAAAUGGGGGUAGCCAAGUAAAGCCAGAGAUAACCUGUUCUUGCUCUGUUCCAUCCUCCAACAUUCCCUGCCAGGUCUUAGGAAUCAUGGCUCCUGUAUUUCGAAACACCACUCAAGCUUUGGUACGGCAACUGGAUCCAACAGGGGACCUGAUUGCCACAAGCAGCAUCAUUGAUGUCUCACGUUUCCGGCCUUUCUGCUUGGUGCGGAGGAAGAGGAAGGGUACACUCUUUUGGGGAGCCCAAUAUGUCAAGACAGAUCUCUCUCUCAGAGAUAUGCUGGAGCCAGGAAUUAAGCUGCCAGCACCAAGAAAAGACACAAAGAUCACAAUUCAGGGGAACAGUGAAGGAAAUAUGCAGGCUGGAGUGAAGACAGAAGCCAUUGGAAUACCCGUAAAUAUCACUGUGUCUGCUGGUGGCUCCCAUAAAAAUUCCUUGGAGAUUCAGAAGCUCAGCAUUCUGAAUGAAUUGGAAUCCUUAAAGAAAUGGAAACUGAAAAAGCCAGAACCAUCCUUCCUGAAGAAGCUUCGGGAGCGUGGAGAGAAUCUGUAUAUGGUGACAGAGGCAGUGGAGACGCUGAAGGAUGCCAAGCUGCAGCAGGGGAAGAAAGCUGGAGCAGACAUUUCUAUACCUCUCCUCACAGCCAUGGGGCUCAAGGGUUCCUUUAGCUUCAGUACCAUCAUCCAUGUCUCUCUGGGCUCCAUCCUAGCCUUCCGACUAAGGCAGCUUGUCAUUGGAGAGAAAAAUUGGGACAUCUCCUAUCUCAAAGAUAAAAAGCUGAAAACUUUCACCUCCACUGAAGGAACUAGUCCCAAUCACUAUGUUUCCAAAGUAGGGUUACGGGCUGAGCCUCCCUCCAAAGAGCUCAGGGGAUUCGAGGCACUUCAGGCCGAGGUGGAGGCAGAGCCCAUUUUGAAGAUCCUGACGCUGGAACAAAGUGCACUUCUAUUGAAGGCUCUCCUUUGGCUUCUGGGCCAGGCCAAAGCUCUGCAAGAGUUGGAGGACCCGAUGAACCGAGCAUUGGACCUUGAGGAGCCAGUGAUCCAAGGAUUCCUGGGAGGUCCUGGGGAUAUCAUUCUAGCCAAGCUGCAAGAUAUCUCAGGAAAACUCAACCCCAUCCUAGCUGGGAGUUUUCUCUACCUGUUAGGAGCACUCCAAGAGCUGAGUGAAGAGCAACAACAACUGCUGGCCAUGUCAGUGGAGAAGAGGAUCCUUUCCCAACAGCUGGAGCUGAUGAAGACCAUCCUGGACCAGAAUUUCAUUCAAACUGAAGCGGGACCAUUCCGUCUUCAUUGUGAGCUCCUCCAGAGCUUCCAAGGCGAGGAACUGACUGUGACCCAGGCCCUGAUAGGUCUCUGUGGCCUCAAUCUACAGGGUGAUGGUCCCCUUUUUGCCUGGGAGCCUGAUGCCCUGCCUCCCCUCUGCGCCCUCUAUGCUGCCCUCUCUGUUUUUCAAGUAUUAUCUAGAAACUCUUGGUUUGGCAGUCCUUUCACCCAAGUUCAUAAUACCUUGACACACUCAGGAAUAGGAAAAGGAGAGUGGAACUCAGGGACCAACCUUGGGGGGAUAAGGAAAAUGGAAUGGGACUUGGGGAACUGGAGGGAAGAGAGAAUCCGCCCUCCAUUCCCUGAGCUCAGCCUAGAUCUUGAAAAGUUCCACCUGGGGUCCACUUUGCAAGAUAAGGGCUUAGGGGACCUGGCUUCCCCACAGAGUAUGAAACUCAGGGCCUCCAAAGAAUCAGAGAGUUUUUCUUCAGUUAACCAAGAAAUGGAAGAGAAUGUCAGCUCCCACACCAACUUGCUUAGUAAGGGGUUUGGCAAAGCUGGGAUGUUUCAGGGGAGAGAGACCCUAGAACUUUUGCCUGCAAGGGAAAACAUAAGGUCCUCAGUGUUUGGUCUAGAUGGUGACAAAGGCUUCUUCACCCAUUCAAACCUGCUGAUGAAGGGGGGUCAGAGCCCAAAGAUGACAGCCAUGAAGGCUGAGACAGCAAUGGCUGCCGAGUUUGAUCUCCAUGCUCAGUCUCUACAGGUUGAACACCAUCUGCUAAGACAGAGGUUUCACAGCAGCUUGGCUUCUAAAAUGGAUUUUGGGAUGGGGGGAAGACCCUUAAAAUUCUUCUAGAGACUGAGGUGAGAGUUAUAAGAGCUAUUGUCCAAGAAACAAAUUAUAGAGGGAUGUUUGAGGGAUAGCUCUGAAUCAGAAACCUGGAGGGAGAUGUGGGUGGGGAAGGCCUCCUCUUUACCUAAAAAAUCCAAUUUCCUAAAGAAAGCGCCAAAUUCACAUAAAUCCUAUGGAGAUCUUACUCCUUUCUGUGUUAUUUCUUCAGUCAAUUAGCAUUUAUUAAGCACCUACUGGGUUCCAGGCACUGUGCUAAGGUUUAGGAAAAUAAUGAAAUAAAAGAUAGUCCCUGAUUUCAGAGCUUACAAUCUACUGGGGUAGACAACAUGCAAAGAACUAGGUACAAAGAAAGCCCAAUCCCAAUUAUAAUCAUCUCUUUGGAUUUUGGUGAGAAGUGAUCUCUAAUUGCCAUUUUCCCCAAAUGUUUCUCUCACCUCACCUGACAAAUGGAAAUCCUCCCGUUUCCCUUUCCCCCCAGAAAGAUGAACACGUAUAAGAGUAAAGUUUCUCAGGGUGCCACUGCUGCCACCUGCUGGGUACCCAUUUUUAUUUGGGUCAAUGUUGAGAACCUUCCCUAAGCUCUUGGUUUUUUCCUCUCAUUUUUUUCCUUUUUAUCUUUAUUAUGAGGGAGCAGAAACAAACAAAUAAAUGAGAAAUUGCC
Sarcophilus harrisii (Tasmanian devil) is the source of this 3065-nucleotide messenger RNA. Its product is annotated as gasdermin-A-like. NCBI's taxonomy places the organism in Eukaryota, Metazoa, Chordata, Mammalia, Dasyuromorphia, Dasyuridae. The record is from RefSeq and is a predicted model, not a curated record. Gene Ontology annotation, molecular function: phosphatidylinositol-4-phosphate binding; phosphatidylinositol-4,5-bisphosphate binding; phosphatidylserine binding. Gene Ontology annotation, biological process: pyroptotic inflammatory response; defense response to bacterium.